AUGUACGGCGUGGUGGUGACCCCGGAGGUUUCGAGCACGUUCCUCUCUAGCAUUGGCCAGCCAUCGGGCAUCCAUUGGCUCGGAUGGGAGAGCUAUAAGCGCAAAACGUAAAGCUUUGACAAGGAGGACAAGGAGUUUGGUGGUGAGGAGCAACCCAUAGUUAGCAAGCAAUCCUCCCUUCCGGCAACUUUCGGAGAGGUAGAGGAGAAUGCCGGGGUGCAGUCGAAAGAAGGUUAUUUCCACAGACUUGCGUAAUGCUGGCCCAAUUUUUGCAUCAACUCCUACCUGGAGGAAAGAGCCUAACUCGGCUUAUCCCUACCGGCCGAUCCAAUUUAACAGCACAGUAAAUCUCCUUUGGCCGUUUUUAUUGGCACUACCGCGCGCUAAUGUUGUGGGGGUCCAGCUUAGAGUAUUUCGGUCCGGGGAUGGACGGAUGUCCGUUUCUGUCUUUGUGCCACCAGCAUUACUCAGAAAGGUCAACUUAAGCAUACUUCCUACGGCAGUGGAACAAUGAACCCAGGGAUGACCUUACGCGUCGGGAGCUUCCCCGCAAAUGCUAACGAUCCCAAGGUUCUGUGGCACAUGUACAAAUUCUAUGAACCGUCCAGGAUCCCAGUGCUUAGUUCAGCUCUUGAUCAGCAAUCCACCUCGAUUAGAGAUCGGAAACCCGCCACCGCACCCAAGGUACGUACAAUAUCUCCCCACACCCUCCCAGAAGUCUAUUGUUGUGACUAGAAAACAAUAGAUCUACCCGCUAUCAUUCUUUAGAUCAGGUUUCACAUGCCCCGGGGGGUUGA
This is a messenger RNA of Tuber aestivum (summer truffle), 797 nucleotides long. NCBI's taxonomy places the organism in Eukaryota, Fungi, Ascomycota, Pezizomycetes, Pezizales, Tuberaceae. The record is from the annotation of a GenBank genome assembly.